Rotaria sordida is the source of this 1893-nucleotide messenger RNA. Lineage: Eukaryota; Metazoa; Rotifera; Eurotatoria; Philodinida; Philodinidae. The record is from the annotation of a GenBank genome assembly.
AUGCAUGACGAUAGCAUGUGUAGAUCAUCAACUUCAUCUUCAGCAACAGUAUCAACUUCUACUGGUAGACAAGGAUUAGAACAUAAAAAAUCAGUAACAUUUGAUGAUGGUAUUAAACCGGGUGUUGAAGCAGCUGCUUCUAAUGCAGCUGCAGUCGCAGCAACUAAUAUCAUGUCAUCAUUUAAAGUACGAACAAAUGAAACUGAUACAGAUCAAGUAUCAUUAUUCAAACCAGAAACAUUAACAGCACAAGAACUUGAAGAAAGAAUACGACAAUUGAAAGAUCCAAAUGAACCACCUAUUGAAUUUCGUAUUCAUAAUAAUUUGACUGUCAUCAGUAAAAUUGUUGAUAAUUUCGAUUGUUAUUUAAAUCGUAAUGGUGGUUAUUGUUGGAUUUUUUCAACUCGUGGUCUAUGUACUGUUGCACAAGAUGAACUUAUUUUUAUAUUUGAUGUGAAUAUUAAUAAUGCGAAUGAUAUCAUUUCUGAUCUUCUUCUUCAUAUUCAUCAAAUAUAUAUUGAUGCAACUAAAGGUUCAUUUGUUCGUCAUUUGGGUUUAUCACUUUUAUCAAAUUCAUCAACAUUUCUUGGUUCAUCAACUGCAACUGGAUUUCUUUAUAUAUCUGAUCCUACAUCAUUAUAUAAUUUAUUUCCUGAAACUCCAUAUAUUUUUGGUGUUCUUAUUCAUCAAUUGGAAUUACCAACUGCUCAAUGUUUUCCAAUGAGACUUCUACUUCGAUUAGGCUAUGAAUAUCAAAGUUAUCCAUGGCCAUUAUUUAGUAUUCUUAAUCGAGAUGCAAUGUUUACUGAUACUCAACAUACAAUAAUGAGUUUACUUUGUGAUUUUCGUUCAUUUACUUAUGUAUUAUCUACAAUACGUGGUUUAACAAUAUCAAUUGGUAUUCAAGGUUCUGUAUCAAUACGUAUUCCACGUAAUCGUCAUGAUGAUAUAUUAAAAUCACUUGAACAAAGUAGUCCACAUGCAUUAAGCUUUGGUAUAGUGAAUAUAAAUCGUCAAGUACAUUCAAAACAUCUUGUUACAAUACAAAAUAGUACUGAUCAACAAUAUGAAACACGUGUAUUUUCAUCAUUAGAUUCUAAUGAUGAACAAAUAAUGAUUGGUGGAAAUUUUCUUGUUAUUAAUGCAAGUCUUCGUUCUCGUGAUAGUCCAUCAAGUUCACCAUUAGAUACACAAAAUACUGGAAAUUAUUCAUUACAUAAUAAUCUUAAUGCAAAAGUAAAUACAAUUGAAGAUGGAAUUAUGUUACAAAUAGAUGGUGAUGCGCUUAAAGUACUUAAACAAUGUUUAAAAGAAAGAAAAGAUUAUGCUAUAUUAGCUAAAGCUCGAUCAAUUGUAGUUGAAGAACAAAAAGAUUCAACAAAUGGAAAUGUUAUGAAAAAAAGUUCUAGUGAACAACUUGUGGAAUUUUUAUGGAUUGAUGAUGAUAAUGAUUUUAAUCGAGGAGUUCGUUCACCAAUUGAUCAUUUUCCAAUGGAUGGAAUUCGUAAUUCACGAAUUCAUUAUGCUGGUCAACGUUCUUCAUUAUUUCGUCUUCGAUGGACAGAUUUAUUUUUUAUUCAAUGUCAUUUAAAUAACAAUGAAUCAUUUGAUCCAACACGUUUAGCUGAUUCACUUGCUAAAGCUUUUACACAAGCAUUAAUACCUUUUAUUGAUAUGCUUGUUGAAGCUAAAUAUCGCAAAUUAGGUUUACGUGUUACAAUUGAUCGAGAAAACGCAUCAUAUUUAGCCGGUUCGAAUGGUGAACAAUUAUCACCAUUCUUUUUAAGUCAACUUGAUGAUCAUAUGAUUCCUAUUGUUAUGAAAGCAUCAGACAAUGUAUCACGUACAGCUCCAUCGCUUGUUCUUGAACUUAUCUUUUAUUUGCUUGACUAG